AUGACUGGGAUCGGAGAGGGGGACCCUGAUAUGGGCAUUGCGCUGCUGGCGAUAAGCAACGUGCUCAUGUUCGUGGCUUUGGUGGUCAUCGUCACGAGGGUGGUCUGUCGCUUUUGGGUCUUGCAGACCGAAGGGCUGGACGACUGGCGUCGCGAACGGAACGGGAAAGAUGGAAUGGGAUCGCGAUGUGGACGACGUCGUGCUCGCCAAGGUAGCGCUCCCACCCUCCGACUGGCAACGCAGAUACUCUACACUCUCGCCAGCACUUUCAUCAAGAUCUCCAUCCUCUUCUUGUACCGGCGGAUCUUUCCGAACCUGCGAAUCCACAUCUACGUGACGAUCGGCUUCCUGGGCGCCAUGAGCCUCGCCUUCAUCUUCGCCGCCGUCUUCCAGUGCAACCCCAUCGCAAAACUAUGGAGCCCGGAGAACCAACAGAAACUGUCUUGUUUUCCGCCGCUGGCGUUCUGGUGUGACGUCUCCGCGGUUUACGUCGCGACCGAUCUGUGGAUUAUGGCUUUGCCGGCGCGGACCAUCUUCGGCCUCCAGCUCCCACGGAAGAAGAAGGUUUUCAUCAUGGGGCUGUUCUGUCUGGGGAUCUUCGCAUGCGGCGCGGCCAUCGCGCGCUUGGUGUAUGUGGUCAAGCUGUAUGUCGGGCACGACCCCUCGUGGGAUGUCGUGCCGGCGUAUAUUUGCUCGAUCGUUGAGAUCUCGCUGGCGUUGGUCGCCUGCAGUGUGCCGCCCCUGCGUCCGGCUGUGAUUCUCAUUGUGGGCAAGAUUUCGUGUUAUAAGAGGAAGAGCAUCAGUGACGUUGAGAGCCCUCCUGAUACCUGA
Aspergillus terreus NIH2624 is the source of this 831-nucleotide messenger RNA. RefSeq lists its product as uncharacterized. The record is from RefSeq and is a predicted model, not a curated record. NCBI's taxonomy places the organism in Eukaryota, Fungi, Ascomycota, Eurotiomycetes, Eurotiales, Aspergillaceae. The coding region runs from base 1 to 831 and encodes 276 amino acids. The transcript is spliced from 6 exons.